Molecule: messenger RNA, 1793 nt
Organism: Carica papaya (papaya)
Lineage: Eukaryota; Viridiplantae; Streptophyta; Magnoliopsida; Brassicales; Caricaceae
Source: RefSeq, a predicted model, not a curated record
UUCAGAUUGGAAAGAUAUUUAAAGCUUUAGAGGUUAGCAAAAAGAUGAAGUCUGCUGGCAUAAGUCACAACAUGAAGACCUACUCCAUGUUGAUCAAUGGGUUCAUAAAGUUAAAAGAUUGGGCAAAUGCUUUUGCAAUUUUUGAAGAUGUGAUCAAGGAUGGUUUGAAGCCUGAUGUGGUUCUGUAUAACAACAUUGUUACAGCAUUUUGUGGAAUGGGUAACAUGGAUCGAGCCAUUCAUAUUGUUAAGGAAAUGCAGAAGGAGAGACAUAAGCCGACCUCACGUACAUUUAUGCCCAUAAUACAUGGUUUUGCCAGAUCUGGAGAUAUGAGAAGAGCCCUCGAUGUAUUUGAUAUGAUGAGGCGAAGUGGUUGCAUCCCUACUGUACACACUUUCAAUGCAGUGAUUCUUGGCCUUGUCGAGAAGCGUCAGAUGGAAAAGGCUGUUGAAAUACUGGAUGAGAUGAUGUUGGCAGGCAUAAGUCCAAAUGAGCAUACCUACACGACAAUCAUGCAAGGCUAUGCAUCAUUAGGUGAUACUGGAAAGGCAUUCGAGUAUUUUACUAAAUUGAGAAAUGAGGGUCUGGAGCUUGAUGUGUUCACAUAUGAGGCAUUACUGAAGGCGUGCUGCAAGGCAGGCAGGAUGCAAAGUGCACUAGCUGUCACCAAAGAAAUGAACGCUCAAAAGAUUCCACGUAACACCUUUGUCUAUAACAUACUGAUUGACGGAUGGGCUCGGAGAGGUGACUUGUGGGAGGCUGCUGAUUUGAUGCAGCAAAUGAAAAAAGAGGGGGUUCAACCUGAUAUCCGUACUUAUACAUCCUUCAUAAAUGCUUGCUGCAAGGCUGGAGACAUGCUGAGAGCAACAAAAACGAUCAAAGAAAUGAAAGCUGUUGGAGUGAAACCGAAUGUUAAAACCUACACCACAUUGAUACAUGGGUGGGCACGCGCUUCUCUUCCCGAGAAGGCUUUGAAAUCCUUUGAAGAGAUGAAGUUGGCAGGUUUAGAGCCAGACAAGGCUGUAUAUCAUUGCUUGAUGACUUCUUUGCUAUCUAGGGCAACUGUUGCUGAGGCAUACAUCUACUCCGGAGUGCUGUCAAUUUGUAGAGAGAUGGUAGAGUCUGGCUUGGUUGUGGAUAUGGGGACUGCAGUGCAUUGGUCCAAGUGCUUACGCAAGAUUGAGAGGACAGGCGGAGAGCUAACAGAAGCUUUGCAGAAGACUUUCCCUCCAGAUUGGAGCUCAUUUUAUAAUCUUGAUGCUCAUUCUGAUGGAGACACUGAUGAUGAGUACAAUGUUGGCAGCGAUGAUUAUAAUUAUAUGUAUUAUGCUAGAGAGACUGACCAUGAUGAUGAUGAUCACGAUGAUGAUGAUCACGAUGAUGAUGAAGAUUUGAGCCAUAGAUUUUGUUUCUAAUUAGCAUACGUGUAAGAGAGUUGCUGCGCUGGAAACAUCAGUUGAUGAGUUGAUUUGAGAUAGCAUUGGCUGGAUGAAUUGCUUGCUUGCCUGGAAAAUCAAGAGGAAUCUGUAACUUAUUGUUCAUGACCUCCAUUUUAGAGGAACUAGAGGAUCGGAGAAGUAAAAUUAUUCAUUGUAUAACUGUUAUAAUGAAAGUAAGAAUUUUCUGACCUUCCAAACACAGAAUUGCUUGGAGGCAUUGGCACUUUGUGGGGAAUGAUUCUGAUGUUUUAUUGUGGAGGAGAAUUCCUUUCUAGUCUGUAAACAACUAGAUGCUAGCCUUACUAAUUUUUACAUUGGUUAUGAUUUUGGUUCCUAAUUUAUUUGGUGAUUAUA